Seminavis robusta is the source of this 1553-nucleotide messenger RNA. The record is from the annotation of a GenBank genome assembly. Lineage: Eukaryota; Bacillariophyta; Bacillariophyceae; Naviculales; Naviculaceae.
AUGAUGCUCGUCGCGGCAACAAUCAGUCGGCAUUCUGUUGCCAGGGCAAAGCCCACCACCGGAGAAUAUGUGCAGUCAUUUGCCAGACUUUUGCAGCGUACUGCUGGCGGUCAAUCGUUUCGUCAAGGAUCGCUACGUCUGAUUCGACCCAUGACCACCGGUACUGGUACCCAAACGCCACCACCGGAAAAUUUUGACUUUGAUUAUUUUGUGAUUGGAGCUGGCAGCGGAGGGAUUGCCAGUGCCCGACGAGCUGCUACCUACGGUGCGAAAGUGGCUGUGGCAGAACAAGCCAGACUGGGAGGUACUUGUGUCAAUGUGGGCUGUGUUCCGAAGAAAGUAAUGUGGAAUGCCGCAUCCAUCGCCGAGACACUCCAUGACAUGAAGCACUACGGGUUUUCUACUAGUAGCAACAAUGAUGUGUCAUUUGAUUGGACAUUCAUCAAGGAAAAUCGGGACAAGUACAUUGCCCGGUUGAACUCCAUCUAUGAAAGAAACAUUGAAAACUCGGGAGUUGCAAAACUUAUUGGACAAGCCUCAUUGGCAGGAAACCAGACAGUUCAACUUGUGGACCAAGAUGGAAAUUCUGAAACCUACACAGCAAAACACAUUCUGAUUGCCACGGGAGGCGUUCCCGUCUUUCCUCCUGGUGAAGGCAUCCAAGAACAUUGUAUUUCAUCAGACGGCUUUUUCGAAUUGGAAGACCUUCCCCGAAAGGCUGCUGUGGUUGGUGCUGGAUACAUUGCCGUAGAACUCGCAGGAGUUCUCAAUGCACUUGGGACAGAGACCAAGCUAGUGGUUCGAAAAGAAGGAGCAAUCCGUAGUUUUGAUGAUCUCCUGAAAACGACGCUUGAUGAGGAAAUGCAGCGAGCGGGAAUUGAGAUAUAUCGCAAUACAAAUGGAGUGGAAAAAGUGGAUGUCAACGCAGAUGGAACCAAAAAGUUGACGUUGAAAAAUGGGGAAAUCGUUGAUGAUCUUGAUACAGUUCUCAUGGCGCCUGGAAGGAAACCCAAUGUUGCAUCACUGCAACUGCAAUCUGCUGGAGUACAGCAAAAGAGUGGCGGCUACAUCAAGGCCAAUGAAUACUCAGAAACAUCGGCGGAGGGAGUUUACGCUGUAGGCGAUGUAGUUGGAGAAGUCGAGCUCACCCCGACUGCCAUUGCAGCUGGUCGUCGAUUGGCGGAUCGGCUGUUUGGUGGACCACAAUACGCCGGUGCAAAAAUCAACUACGAGCUCGUUCCAACGGUUGUAUUUUCGCAUCCUCCGAUUGGAACUAUUGGGUUGACUGAAGAGGAGGCGGUGGCCAAGUACGGGCAAGACAAUAUCAAGGUGUACAGAUCAAGAUUUGUGAACUUGUACUAUGGCCAUGGCAAGUGGAACCAGACGACAAACCAAAGACGGCCAUGAAAUUGGUGUGUGCGGGCGCGGAAGAAAAAGUUGUGGGUCUCCACGUCAUUGGGAUAGGGGCAGAUGAAAUGCUUCAAGGUUUCGGCAUUGCGCUGAAGAUGGGGGCUACCAAAGCAGACUUUGAUUCUGUUAUAGCUAUUCACCCC